Molecule: messenger RNA, 2297 nt
Organism: Acomys russatus (golden spiny mouse)
Lineage: Eukaryota; Metazoa; Chordata; Mammalia; Rodentia; Muridae
Gene: Cttnbp2nl
Product: CTTNBP2 N-terminal like
Exons: 5
Coding region: 155-2071 (638 amino acids)
Source: RefSeq, a predicted model, not a curated record
UGGAUUUCUUCUUGUUUUGCAGUGUUGGACACUUUCUCACCAUGCUGACGACAUUUUAAAUAUCUGUCAACUUCCUACAGUUUUAACGGACAGAAACCUCUAAGACUUUGUACCCGAGGACAAAAGUGCAGCCACCAAUUGUCAGACUUUCAGGAUGAAUCUGGAAAAACUCAGCAAGCCUGAACUCCUGACACUGUUCAGUAUUCUUGAAGGAGAGCUUGAAGCAAGAGACCUUGUUAUAGAAGCUCUAAAGGCGCAACACAGAGAUACUUUCAUCGAAGAACGCUAUGGGAAAUACAACAUCAGUGACCCUCUAAUGGCCCUUCAGAGAGACUGUGAAACUCUAAAGGAGAAGAAUGACAGCGAGCAGCAGCCAGUGUGCACAAACCCCCUCUCCAUCCUCAAGGUGGUGAUGAAGCAAUGCAAGAACAUGCAGGAGCGCAUGCUGUCCCAGCUGGCCGCGGCCGAGAGCCGCCACCGCAAGGUAAUCCUUGACCUUGAAGAAGAAAGGCAGAGGCAUGCGCAGGACACCGCCGAAGGAGAUGACGUCACCUACAUGCUGGAGAAGGAGAGGGAGCGGCUGACGCAGCAGUUGGAAUUUGAAAAGUCACAAGUGAAAAAGUUCGAGAAAGAACAAAAGAAGCUGUGCAGUCAGUUGGAAGAGGAGCGCUCCCGGCACAAGCAGCUCUCGUCCAUGCUGGUGCUCGAGUGCAAGAAGGCCACGAGCAAGGCAGCUGAGGAAGGGCAGAAGGCGGGGGAGCUGAGCCUGAAACUGGAGAAGGAGAAGAGCCGGGCGAGUAAGCUGGAGGAGGAGUUGGCAGCUGAGCGGAAGCGAGGCCUGCAGACGGAGGCCCAGGUGGAGAAGCAGUUGUCUGAGUUCGAUAUUGAGAGGGAGCAGUUGAGAGCCAAACUCAACCGAGAAGAGAACCGGACCAGAACCCUGAAGGAGGAGAUGGAGAGCUUGAAGAAGCGUGUCAAAGACCUCGAGGCGGCACAGCGGCACAGGGCCACCAGCGAGCAGUGCAAGCAGCCAGUGACCACGUCCAGAGGCACAGCCACCGAGCCUCCUUUGCAAGUGUCUGUGCUUUGCCAAACGGAAGGUGUUCAGACAGAAAGAAGCCACGGGAGCAUCCUAGCCAAGCUGACAGACCCUGGACUUCCGGGUCCCACCACCCCUGCUUACUCGUAUGCAAAAGCUAAUGGCCACUGUGACCCAGAAAUACAAACUACCAGGGAAUUGGCAUCAGGCAGCAGCACAGAAAGCCAAGGGCCUCUACGAGAGAAAUCUGUGGUAUCAGCCCAGGAGAAACCAAUGGAGAACGGUGGGUGUCCUGUAGGACCUGAUGCUCCAGUCCCAAUGCCCAGUCACCUCCCUUCCAGUGGCAGCUCACUGUCUCCCAGCAGCACGGCCUCUUCCUCUCUGACGUCAUCUCCCUGCUCUUCCCCGGUUCUAACCAAGCGCCUGUUGGGGUCUUCAGCCAGCAGCCCUGGCUACCAGUCUUCCUACCAAGUAGGGAUCAACCAGCGGUUCCACGCAGCUCGGCACAAGUUUCAGUCCCAAGCUGAUCAAGAUCAGCAAGCCAGUGGUCUCCAGAGCCCUCCGUCCAGGGACCUGUCCCCUACCCUGCUAGACAACUCUGCUGCCAAGCAGCUGGCCCGAAACACAGUCACACAGGUGCUCUCCAGAUUCACUAACCAAGGGCCAAUCAAGCCAGUCUCUCCCAACAGCUCUCCCUUCGGGACAGACUAUCGAAAUCUGGCCAACACUGCCAACCCAAGAGGUGACACCAGCCAUUCCCCUACUCCAGGGAAAGUGUCCAGCCCUCUGAGCCCCCUGUCUCCGGGAAUCAAGUCCCCAACCAUCCCCAGAGCCGAGAGAGGAAACCCACCCCCAAUCCCACCCAAGAAACCCGGCCUCACCCCUUCCCAGUCUGCUGCCACUCCCGGGGCCAAGACUCAUUCCCAGGCAUCCUCCGUGACCACCACGGAAGACCUUGCCAGCAGCUGCUCUCCCAGCGCCGUGGUGGCCAACGGCAAGGAUGCUGAGAUACUUUUGCCUUCCAGCAGCUAGUCCCCAGGAGUGAAUCCCCACACUUUGACAUUCCAUCAGAUCUCGUCCAAGAGCUCAGAGUGAAACCUUGGAGCCAGAUAUGUUAUUUAUUUCGAUAGUAGCUACAGCCAUCUGUAUAAUACAUUGAGUGUAGUUACCUUUUUGUAUUUUUUUUUUUUAAAGUAGAAACUGAGUACUUUGGAUUUGUAUGACUCACCUCUUUGUACUAAGCUAGAAGGGGACCUCA